Harpegnathos saltator (Jerdon's jumping ant) is the source of this 1983-nucleotide messenger RNA. It is a transcript of the gene Nf-YA, whose product is annotated as nuclear factor Y-box A. The record is from RefSeq and is a predicted model, not a curated record. The transcript is spliced from 5 exons. NCBI's taxonomy places the organism in Eukaryota, Metazoa, Arthropoda, Insecta, Hymenoptera, Formicidae. Gene Ontology annotation, cellular component: CCAAT-binding factor complex. Bases 779 to 1477 code for a protein of 232 amino acids. Gene Ontology annotation, biological process: regulation of DNA-templated transcription. Gene Ontology annotation, molecular function: DNA-binding transcription factor activity; DNA binding.
AAACAUCAGCCCGGCUCGCAGCAUGACCGCGCGCCCGCGUCCGCGAUUAACCCCGAUUUCGCGACCGCGUAACCGCUGCCUUCGCCGCGCGCGCGAGCCCGCGCCUCUCUCUCGGCGACGAAAAAGCCGUCGCCGCACGGCCAUGUUUGUCGAAAGGCGAUAUCACGUUCUCGCACGGGCUUCCGCGACGCCCGAUGGCGCGAGAAUUCGCGCGCGACGACGUCCCGUACGUGUGCGCUCGAUCGAGCGGCGUCGUCGUGCAUCCGCGUCCCGCCGCGUGCUUCCGACGAUUACGUCGGGUCGCGCGGUUCGCGUCCCCGGGAGCGCGGCUGAGGAAGUCGAGCCACGGCGACGGGAAACGGUACUCUCGUUGGCCUCCGGCGGCGUAUCGGUUUCGACGCGAGACUAGUCCGCUUGCUCGCACGCUCGCUCGUUCACCCGCUCGCUGGCUAGCUCGUUGGCUCGCUCGUCCUCUCGACCGUGGGCUUCGUUUGUAGUUCAUCGCUCGUCGGCACACGGCACGGCCUCGAUACGCGAGUCGCACGUGGAUCGCGGAAGACUGUACCUUGUUAUCGCCACGUUGGCGCCAAUCGCACAAACACCUCACACACACAUACACAUACACACACACACAUCGACCUCGGUACCUCGCUACUCGUCUUCCGGAGGCGCGUCUUGAUCUUCCCGCAUGUUUCGCUUAACGUUAAAUCCACGUGCCACGAGCGCAUAGAGAGAUAAUGAAUGGGAGGACAAUACGAUUUUGUCGUGAGACAUCAUCAUGGAACAGCUUAGCGAAGGCCAAGCAGUUGUGGUGGGUGGUACUGGAGGGACAGUACAGGUUGUUCAGAUGGGUCAGGGUGGUCAGGCUAUGAUGCUGCCGCAGGCUAUACAGGUAGCAGCUCCCAAUGGUCAGAUCCAGGUUGUGCCAGUCUCCAGUCUGACGAGUACGGGUCAGCAGAUAGUCAUUCAGCAGCCUCAAACGCCUCAGAUUAUCCAGACACCUGAUGGACAGACUUAUAUUUAUCAGCCAGUUCAAUUGGAAGGACAGGUUCAACAGGCACAACCGACAGUAAUAAAUAUCAAUGGCAAUCUCAUGCAAAUCGCUGGAACUACAGCGCAAGCUACCACCAACACAGCUACUACAUCUCCAGUACAACCUCUGGCCAGUCCUACAGCAACAGUCUCACAGGCAGGGAAUGUUGUUAUGAUGGUACCAGGAAAUAGUGGGCAAACGCAGUUUCAAAGAGUGGCAUUGCCGAAUGCCGAGUUUCUCGAAGAAGAACCACUAUAUGUAAAUGCUAAACAAUACAGGCGUAUACUGAAACGUCGGCAGGCGCGUGCGAAGCUAGAAGCUGAAGGAAAGAUACCUAAAGAAAGACCAAAAUAUCUUCACGAAUCCCGACAUCGGCACGCGAUGAAUAGAAUUCGCGGAGAGGGCGGCCGCUUCCAUUCUGGUCAAGUGAAGAAGCGGAAGUAAGUCUCUUGUAAAAAUGAGAAAGAAGCUGUGUCUCUCGAUCAUAAUUUUGCGUAAGGAUGUAAUUAUUUCAUCACAGAGUUUCGCCAGAGCAAGUGCAUACUUCAUAAUUAUCUAAGCAUAUUGUGAUUUCAGUCAGUACCAAUCUACAGCAAUAACAAUCGAAAUUAAAAUAUAUAUCACGAAUUACAAUGCUGAUCUCUCAAUCGGGAUCUUCGCAUCGAUAUAGGGUAGGAUUUGUUUAAUGUUACAAAUAUUUUAAGACAAUAAAUAGAUCCAAUCAAAUUGCUUUAUUUGACACUUUAAAGUAUUUGUAAUAUUGAGCGAAUGCUGCUUACAAUUUAACCAAAAUAAUUAUUUCUAAUUAGCUAUUUUUCUUCCAUUGUCGGUACUGAUAUUGUCAGUAUUGACUUUGCAGAAGAGUAAGUUGCAUUUGCCAUUUCUAAUUAUUUAUUGAAGGAAUGAAAUAAUUCCCUGCAAAAUAUGAUCUCUGAUGACAAUAUUGUCAA